Messenger RNA from Nycticebus coucang (slow loris), 3469 nucleotides. RefSeq names its product G protein-coupled receptor kinase 6 (gene GRK6). Gene Ontology annotation, molecular function: ATP binding; G protein-coupled receptor kinase activity. Gene Ontology annotation, cellular component: plasma membrane; cytoplasm. The coding region runs from base 161 to 1843 and encodes 560 amino acids. The transcript is spliced from 16 exons. Gene Ontology annotation, biological process: regulation of signal transduction; signal transduction; protein phosphorylation. Lineage: Eukaryota; Metazoa; Chordata; Mammalia; Primates; Lorisidae. The record is from RefSeq and is a predicted model, not a curated record.
GGAGAGUGCGCGGCGGGUGGCGGCGGCCGGGGAGGCCGGGGAGGCCGCGGCGCGGUCACUGAGAGCCGAGCCGAACCGCGCUGAUCGCCAUCCGGGCCGGGCCCUCGCGCGCGAACCGGGCCAGCGGCGCAGCCCCGCGGGCCCUGCGGCGCCGUAGCCCAUGGAGCUCGAGAACAUCGUAGCGAACACGGUGCUACUUAAGGCCCGAGAAGGUGGUGGUGGGAAUCGCAAAGGCAAAAGCAAAAAAUGGCGGCAGAUGUUACAGUUCCCCCACAUCAGCCAGUGCGAAGAGCUACGUCUCAGCCUCGAGCGUGACUACCACAGCCUGUGUGAGCGGCAGCCCAUCGGCCGCCUGCUGUUCCGUGAGUUCUGUGCAACAAGGCCCGAGCUGACCCGCUGCAUUGCCUUCCUGGAUGGGGUGGCUGAGUAUGAAGUGACCCCUGAUGAGAAGCGGAAGGCAUGUGGGCGGCGGUUAAUGCAGAAUUUUCUGAGCCAAACGGGUCCCGACCUCAUCCCUGAGGUCCCUCGGCAGCUAGUGACUAACUGUGCUCAGCAGCUGGAGCAGGGGCCCUGCAAAGACCUCUUCCAGGAACUUACCCGGCUGACCCACGAGUACCUGAGCGUGGCCCCUUUUGCCGACUACCUCGACAGCAUCUACUUCAACCGUUUCCUGCAAUGGAAGUGGCUAGAAAGGCAGCCAGUGACCAAAAACACCUUCAGGCAGUACCGAGUCCUGGGCAAAGGUGGCUUUGGGGAGGUGUGUGCCUGCCAGGUACGGGCAACAGGCAAGAUGUACGCCUGCAAGAAGCUGGAGAAGAAGCGGAUCAAGAAGCGGAAAGGGGAGGCCAUGGCGCUCAACGAAAAGCAGAUCCUGGAGAAAGUGAACAGUAGGUUUGUAGUGAGCUUGGCCUAUGCCUAUGAGACCAAGGAUGCCCUGUGCUUAGUGCUGACCCUGAUGAAUGGAGGUGACCUCAAGUUCCACAUCUACCACAUGGGCCAGGCUGGCUUCCCUGAAGCACGUGCUGUCUUCUACGCUGCUGAAAUCUGCUGUGGUCUGGAGGACCUGCACCGGGAGCGCAUUGUGUACAGGGACCUGAAGCCAGAGAACAUUCUGCUGGAUGACCAUGGCCACAUCCGCAUCUCUGACCUGGGACUGGCUGUGCAUGUGCCCGAGGGCCAGACCAUCAAAGGCCGAGUGGGCACUGUGGGCUACAUGGCUCCGGAGGUGGUGAAGAAUGAGCGGUACACAUUCAGCCCUGACUGGUGGGCGCUAGGCUGCCUCUUGUAUGAGAUGAUCGCUGGUCAGUCGCCCUUCCAGCAGAGAAAAAAGAAGAUCAAGAGGGAGGAGGUGGAGCGGCUAGUGAAGGAGGUGCCCGAAGAGUAUUCAGAGCGCUUUUCCCUGCAGGCCCGCUCACUCUGUUCCCAGCUCCUCUGUAAGGACCCUGCCGAGCGCCUGGGUUGUCGUGGGGGCAGCGCCCGGGAGGUGAAGGAGCAUCCUCUCUUCAAGAAGCUGAACUUCAAACGGCUGGGAGCCGGUAUGCUAGAGCCACCCUUCAAGCCUGAUCCCCAAGCUAUUUAUUGCAAGGAUGUUCUGGACAUUGAACAGUUCUCCACAGUCAAAGGUGUGGAGCUGGAGCCUGCCGACCAGGACUUCUACCAGAAGUUUGCUACAGGCAGUGUGCCCAUCCCUUGGCAGAAUGAGAUGGUAGAGACGGAGUGCUUCCAAGAGCUGAAUGUCUUUGGGCUGGAUGGUUCAGUUCCCCCAGACCUGGACUGGAAGGGCCAGCCGCCUGCACCACCCAAGAAGGGGCUGCUGCAAAGACUCUUCAGCCGCCAGAGGUGAGCAGUGUGGGCUCCCCGUGGGUUGGCCUCGGGGAGCCACGGGCAGCCCUUCCAUGGCAGAGGCAAGAUGUGGGAGAAAGAAGUCUGGUGCCCGUCCCCCCCACUCCCACCCACUGCUUCGGUUUCCUGCACCCUGGCCCCUUUGAGCUACCAGCCUUGCUUAGUCUUACGCCAUGCUCUGCCUCCACUGGCUUCAGAGAGAGGGCUGGAUGAAGGCCUGGCCCUGGCAGACACUGGGAUCCACCCAGACCCCCUCAGUCUAUUGCCAGCAACUUCUGCCUUGACACCCACCCAUGUGUGGCCUGAGCUGCUGCUCCAGGCCCCUCAUGGGCAGCCCUUCCCCAGAGCAUGACCUUGGGAGCUUCUGGCCUGCCCCAGCAGGGGUGGCCCUACGUGUGGUCCCUGGUGGCUAAUGGCACCCGCUCUGCCUCUCUCCCUCCGUGUCUUCCCCUUCCCUACAGGAUUGCUGUGGGAACUGCAGUGACAGUGAGGAAGAGCUCCCCACUCGACUCGAGCUCCCCACUCGCCUCUAGCCCCCAGUCUGAGGCGCCCACCAGCGGCUGGCGGUAGCAGCUACUCCGAGCGCUGUUUACAGUUUUGCACAGCGGUCUUCCCUGUUGUCCACUUGAGUUGUGGCCUGGGGAAUAGCCGGAGCUGUCCCCAGUGUCCUCUGCCCCUCAGUCUCUGGCCUGGCUGAGUUUGGCAAGGCCUGGGCCUUCCUUGGGACAAAGGUGCGUCCCUUCAGCUCUCCUCCAUGGAGCUCGGGACUUUCUGUAUUUAUGUAUUUGUACGAAUGUAUAUAGCAACCAAACGUUCUUAACUCCCACUCUAGACCUGGCAGCCCUGCCUCAGCUCCCUGGGACAGUGGGCCCUGGCUGAGAAAGUGGGAGCUGGCAGAGGAGCCACUGCCAAACUCAAGGCGCCUCAGGCCCAGCUUGGAUGGGCCAAGACUGGGCCAGACCCCCAAUGUGCUGGCCACCAUUGGCCUUCAAGUGAGACUCAUGCCUGCCCCUGCCGCCCUGGGCUCAGGCUGCUACUUUCUGGGGCCCAUUUUAGUCCCUUCUCAGUGCUUGUCAGAGCUGGAUAUGGGGCCCAUGUCCCCUAGGUCUGUGCCAAAGUGUGAGCAGAGAUUGGCUGGCCCAAGGCCCAUCAGACCCUGUGCCAGGUGUGUAUGCAUCUGCCUUCCAGCUCCCAGGCGCCUCAUCCUUGAUGCUGGGCCCUGUCCUGAAGACGCCUCUUUCAGAAAUGCCCCUACCUAGGCCAUGGGUGGAGGUGUCCCUGGCUAACCCUGAAUCAUUCCGGACUCCCUUCAUAAUAACAGACACAUGUGCCCAGCAAUAACCUGCCCCUCCCUGUUGUGUGUGUGGGGUAGUGUGUGUGUGUGUGUGUGUCUGUGUGUGUCUGUGUGUCUGUGAGUGUAUGAAGAGGGUAGGGUAAGGCUGUGCCUGAGCCCCACGCCCUAGUCGUGGCCCUUCCCAGACUGUGAUAUACGUCCUGGUCCCGGUGUUAGGGUAGUGUGGGAUUUCAGGGCCCUGGUUUUCCGUAUUUAAAGCCAAUUUUUCUUACUCAUUUGUCCAGUAUAAGCUGCCACGUGUCUAUGUGUGAAUACAGUCCAAGCACAAACCUG